AUGCAAAUUGACCAUGAUCCCUGCCACUGCCACUGGAGUCCUCCGCCACUGAACGUCUCCGCCGCUGGCUGUCUACGCUGGUGUGGUGGCCGUCAUCGCUGCUCACCGUCAUCGUUGCUCACUGGUCCACGGCUGCCACUGAACUACUGCAAAUCGAUAUCUGAGUCGGAUUACCACUGGUGGGGUCCACACUCAGAUCGAAGCGCAGCAACGGACCGAAGGCACCGGAAGGACCGAAAGGACCAAAAAAUUAGAAAGGACCGAAAGGAUCAAAAGGACAGAAAAUACCAUAAGUACAGAAAGGGCCGAAAGGACCGAAAGAAUAGAAAGGACCGAAAGGACCGAAAGAACGAAAGAACAAAAGGACCGAAAGGACUGAAGGAACCGAAAGAACGAGAGAACGAAAGAACGAAAGAACGAAAGAACGAAAGAACUAAAGAACGAAAGAACGAAAUAACGAAAGAACGAAAGAACGAAAGAACGAAAGAACGAAAGAACGAAAGAACGACGAAAGAACGAAAGAACGAAAGAACGAAAGAACGAAAGAACGAAAGAACGAAAGAACGAAAGAACGAAAGAACGAAAGAACGAAAGAACGAAAGAACGAAAGAACGAGUAAGUGUGGCAAUAACGCAUCAUCAAAGCGAGUGUCCAGCUGAACUGAAAUACAACUAA
This is a messenger RNA of Uranotaenia lowii, 675 nucleotides long. Its product is annotated as RNA-binding protein 25-like. The record is from RefSeq and is a predicted model, not a curated record. Bases 1 to 675 code for a protein of 224 amino acids. Lineage: Eukaryota; Metazoa; Arthropoda; Insecta; Diptera; Culicidae. The transcript has 5 exons.